AUGUACCACCAACAGGUGUUGUCAUCAGCAGGCGUAGGAGUCAGCAUGUCAGGACUGGGUGUGUUGCUGCUGCUGCUGCUGGGCUGCGUGUGUCUUUCCCCCGGCCCCCCCAGCGUGCUGGCUGUUCCCCUCAGUGCUCACCGACUGUGUGGCGUUCACCUGGUCGAUGCUCUGCUGCUCGUCUGCGGGGAGAGAGGACUCUUCUAUCGGCCCGGAAAACGCGUCCGAGAGGAAAACAUAGGCCUACGUGUCAUGAUGGACAGCGCCCCGUCUCUGGAGGAGACCCGUGUCAUCCUAGACAGCAGGGGGGGCCGAGCUCUCGGCAGCACCAUAGCCAAGAGAGGCAUCGUGGAGCAGUGUUGCUUUUUCUACUGUGACUUCUAUGACCUGGAGAACUACUGUAACACUUAG
Molecule: messenger RNA, 411 nt
Organism: Engraulis encrasicolus (European anchovy)
Lineage: Eukaryota; Metazoa; Chordata; Actinopteri; Clupeiformes; Engraulidae
Product: insulin
Exons: 2
Coding region: 1-411 (136 amino acids)
Cellular component (GO): extracellular region
Molecular function (GO): hormone activity
Source: RefSeq, a predicted model, not a curated record